Messenger RNA from Cuscuta epithymum, 3347 nucleotides. The record is from the annotation of a GenBank genome assembly. NCBI's taxonomy places the organism in Eukaryota, Viridiplantae, Streptophyta, Magnoliopsida, Solanales, Convolvulaceae.
AUUUGCGCCAAACAACAGCCACAAUUUCCCCUUGGAGUAUAAUUAUAAUUCCACCACCACCGCCAAAAGCAAUAUUGGUUAUUCUCCAACCGUCCGAUCCUUUAACCCAACCGCCGGAAUCGAUCCUGUAUCGCCGUAGUUGCUACGUCGGCACCUUUUCCUUUACCUUGAGCAACAGAGCAAGGAUUGUCAUUUUGGGCUAUAUUCCAAUGAGAUGUAUUAUGAACUGCUACAGUUUUGUGCUAAAGUAACGUUUGUUGUGGUCCAUUGGUAACCAGUUACAAAGAUGAAAUCUAAGGAACUUUAGAGAUAUAGCUGUUCUUUUCACCGGGUGCAUGUAGGAAAAAUUUAAAUGCAUGAACAAUAUGGAGACUGUUGCAUGAGAAGAUUGUUCCAUGAUAGAUCUUUGACCAAAAACAUCAGUUUUAUAAUAUGGAACUAGAAAUAGAUCCUACAUGGUGGCAUUUCAGGAAGUAUUAUUUUUGCCAUCUGUUGUUUCAUUAGAGCUCAAUAAAGAGAUAAGAAUCAGUGAGCGACUGAGCGGCCAUUCUUUUGCUUGAUGGUUGACCCCACCAAUGAAUAACUAUGCUAUUCUCUCUCAUUGUAGCACAUUUAGCAUUCUUUCAGGGAACCCCUGAUUUUAACGAAUGCAUAGGGGAAAUGCGGUGAUAAAUUCCAGAAUUGCUUUGUCUUCCUGUUUAUUAUGGUAGUUGUGGAUGCCUAAGGGUUUGAGCAGGAAUGACUUUAUGAUAAGAUCCAACAAGACACAUCUCAAUCUUGUUGAUGCUUGAGCAUGAAAUGCCUUUUCUCAGUGUACUAUGUCAAAAUUAGUGUCCUAAGUUAUUCUUCUGCCUUUCAUGUAUGUCCUGGAUUGUAUAACUGAUGUACCCAAUGGUGGGAAAAGAAGUCUGGAUUUACUUAUACUCGGCAAUGCGAUUGACAUCAGAAAGUUGAUCAUCGUUUUUACACUCACUCAAUGAGUUGGACAUUUUGCAUGUUUAUGUUACCAUCAUGCCGUGGGACUGGGCUAAUUAAGACAUGGCGGAGAGAAUUUCAAGCUGGACCUAGAUUAAAAUUCUUCUUAAUAUAUUUGGGUCAUACUCGAGUUUGAUAUCAGAAGCAGCGUCAGUCUCCUCUCAUUGUAUAACAACUAUUCCUAAGGUCUUCAGGUUGCACCUGAAAUUGGCCCCCCAGGACUGUAGAUAAAAUGCUUAAUCACUUUAACCAUUGACUUUGUGGAAGAAUGACAAAGGAUUCCAGCAAGAUCUAGCUAAUUUCAAGAUUUUGCUCAGACUGUGAGCUAAUUAGAAAAUACCUGUUGGAGGCUCCCCUCCAAAAAAACUACUUCAAAAGCGGGUAACCUUUCUCUGCAGCUUCAGCCAAAUAAAAGUAGUUAGAUCAACAGUUGAUCAGGGGUAGGAGUACUGUGUCUUUUUCCAUAAAAGAAGUUCAGGUUCCUUUUGUGCUUUAGUGAUCUCCAGGGGAGCUUAAAGAAAAAGGGUACACGACGGUUUCUUUUCAAGACUCUAGCCCAUAUGUAUUUGGUUAUACAUUUGACUUUGGCCGGUUUCUGGUGUGGAGUGUAUUUCAAUUGCAAGGAAGUAAGGCAAUUUCAAGUGAGGCAAUGUUCGUUUACCUUUGGACAUGUUGUUAAUUGUCAUCUCCUUGGUUCUUUGAUUUGUAAGUGUUAGGAUUGUUAAGUGGUUUCUUAGACGAAGGAAUGGGGCAUAGACAAGUUUCAAAUUCAUUCAGUACAUUUGGAAAUGCCCAGAAUCAGCAUCAAAGUUAUAUUUCAGGGCAACCUUUCACUGCCACAGGAAGAUUUGCUGAUUCAGGUGGCUCUUUUGUCCCGUCUGGAGACGUCCAGCCUAUUUGUGCAGACCAACAGUUGAAUUCCAGAAGCAGAGGAAACCAUCAGUAUCAUUAUUCAAACUCUAGCGUGGGAGCAGCUCAGUUUCCCCCACCACAAAUUUCAGGCCCUCCUUAUGCGCCUUUUGCACAAUCAUCAACUGUUGGAACUGUACAUGGCCCGGGGAGUAAUGGAUAUCAUGGUGGUCUUGCUGAUCAUCUCCAAAGCAACCAAAGAGGGCUGUUUAAAAGAAAGAGAUCCAGCAUAUCUUAUGAUGUCGGAAGCUCUUCCGGAUCUCUUGGUGGGAUGUUGGGACCAAUUCCAGAGAAUGAAAAUAUCCCUUCACAUCUCUCAGGCUUUCCUCGUUGUAGAAGCAGUGGCAUCUCUAUUAAUGGUGAUGAGUCGUGGAGAGAUCUAAGAAGGCGAUAUACUUAUGACUCAAGACGUGCUCCUGAUAUAACUCAUCGUAUACCAAACUACACUUCAGUUGAACAUCAAUUUGCAACCCAUCCAUCAAAUUACUCGGGCAUCAGAAAUACUACUGGUUCAAGCUCAGGAAGGAACUUGCAUUCAGGACGUGCUGCCGAUUUAAGUGCCCCCCAUAAUCGUAGCUGCUUUUCAACUGGAAAUUUUAACUCAUCUUCACAUCGUGUUGGUGGGUUUGCUGUGGAUCCAAGGGAAAGCCGCACUAACUAUACUGGAAGAGUAUUACCCCCAAACAGUAAUGACAUGGGCCACAUGCAGCUAGGCUAUGCUGCAGCGACGUCCACUGAAAAUGGUGGGCACUCCUCCACUGAAACGUUUUCAUUCGGAAAUACGACGCCUAGUAGUGCUGAAGGAUGGCCAGGAUGGAGCAACCAUUCUCAGCAUGGAAAUUUUGGGGUUACUAAUGCACUUCCUAGUGCUCGUGAUUCUCGUGACAUAAUGAGAUCUGAGCCGCUCAGGUUUGAGCACCAAUCCUUUUCUGAUGGUUCCAGAAAUUUGCUUGAUGAAUACAUAGGCAUGAGACUAGAUGUCGAUAACAUGAGCUAUGAGGAACUGCUUGCUCUAGGAGAAAGAAUUGGCGAUGUCAAUACUGGUUUGUCCGAAGAUGUGGUCACCAAGUGCAUCACCGCAGAAGUCUUUGUUCCAUCUCAUGGCGAGGACAAAAGUUGUGCUAUUUGCCUCGAAGUUUACCAGGACAGGGAGGAAGUAGGGACGAUGAUGAAGUGUGGACAUGAUUACCAUGUGAGCUGCAUCAGCAAGUGGUUGUCAAUGAAAAAAGUCUGCCCGAUUUGUAAAUCUGCUGCUCUUAUGGAUGAAGUUUAGUGGUCAUUAGUUUCGUAUGAUCAAUCGUGUAAAUAGUGCAGUAAUAAUCAUGUAAAUGGAUAGUUAGAAACUGUAGUUGUGUGCUGAAAGGCAGCUGUGAUUGUUUUAUUAUCUGUUUGGUAAAACUGGAAUGUCGGUCAAGAUUGAAUAUGUUCAACACUGUUUGAUGCUAAUGGUACUUCGUAUUUGA